This is a messenger RNA of Drosophila simulans, 2561 nucleotides long. Its product is annotated as neuropeptides capa receptor. The transcript has 11 exons. The coding region runs from base 913 to 2349 and encodes 478 amino acids. Gene Ontology annotation, molecular function: neuromedin U receptor activity. NCBI's taxonomy places the organism in Eukaryota, Metazoa, Arthropoda, Insecta, Diptera, Drosophilidae. Gene Ontology annotation, biological process: neuropeptide signaling pathway. The record is from RefSeq and is a predicted model, not a curated record. Gene Ontology annotation, cellular component: plasma membrane.
AUGGGACUUCAUAAUUAAUGGAUUGGGCAAACAAUGUUUAAACCUUUGGUAUCUAGACAACAGGCACAUGGCCGAAACUCGAGUGCCUUGUAGCAUGUAGUACAGUGGGGAAAGCUGCAUCCUUAUUAGAUUCACAUGAUUCCCAAGCACUUCGGUUUGCCCCAAAGCCACAAGUACAGCCGAAAUUAGUACCCACAUGCAGUUACGCUGGCGAGCCCGGAAUAUCGAGAUGUUCGGCUUCAACGCCUGCGCACUCACCUGCCGAGACUCCCUACUCCCGAAAGUGGGCAGGACAUCUGGACAUGCAGCCAGUUGCUUUCCACCUGUCAUCGCCCAAGCAUCCAGCGCGACAAUGUCGGUAGUUCGUUGCUAACUGAGAUAUGUGCGCUAAUUACGAAAAUGCGAGUUGAGACUCGAAAUCAAUUAACAAGUGUUGGAUCGAAGGGAUUUGGAAGCUCUACAGGUGCAAGUGGAAAAUAGUUGUUACGAUUUCACUCAGUUUUCGAUUUUAGAAAAGAGCCUUUUCUUGGCACAUUUACGCGGAAUAAUAUUUGAGAAAAGUUGAGAAAAUAUUAAUGACACUAAUUAGUGAUAAGAUAAAAGACCAUUGUUGCCAUGAUAAGGAAAUCACUGAAGAGAGUAAACUAAUGAUACCCAUUUGAAUGGUUAACGAGGAGAGAUGAAUCCUAAUUGGGCAACGGCAAAUCUCAUAAAAAGCGGUAGACUGCGGACAGUAAUCUGUGGCCAUCUAAAAGAUACAGUGGCUGUAUUAUACGAUAGCGCAUCGCGGAUUUUUCGCUAUCCAUAAAAAUUCAAACGGCAAUUGUCGUGUGCCAUGUGCUAUUCCAAGUUCAGCGGCGGCCGUUAAGAAUUUUACACGAAAUAAACAAAAACAUUUAGUUGCGGGCUAAAAUGAAUUCAUCGACCGAUCCGACAUUUUCGGAAUUGAACACAAGUUUCACAAAUACCACCGAUCUAUUCGCCACCAGUGUUAGUUUGGAUACAACAUCCCAUGGAUUUGAGGAGGAGGACCACUAUGCCUGCGGCACCUUUAAUUGCUCUCCAAAAGAGUUUGUGGCCUUUGUGCUCGGCCCACAGACCUUACCACUUUACAAGGCAAUUUUGAUAACAAUUAUAUUUGGAGGCAUAUUUAUAACCGGGGUCGUUGGUAAUCUCUUAGUGUGCAUUGUGAUUAUUCGCCACUCGGCAAUGCACACGGCGACCAAUUACUAUCUCUUCAGCCUAGCUGUUUCAGAUCUGCUGUACCUACUAUUUGGAUUACCAACGGAAGUGUUUCUGUACUGGCAUCAGUAUCCGGAUCUCUUCGGCAUGCCAUUCUGCAAAAUACGCGCAUUUAUCUCAGAGGCAUGCACCUAUGUGUCCGUCUUUACCAUCGUCGCAUUCUCCAUGGAGAGAUUCCUGGCCAUUUGCCAUCCAUUGCACCUGUAUGCUAUGGUUGGCUUCAAGCGCGCCAUUCGGAUAAUAACAGCUCUGUGGAUUGCCAGUUUCAUAAGCGCCAUUCCAUUUGGACUGCUCUCGGAUAUUCAAUACCUCAACUACCCAUUAGAUGACUCCCGCAUUGAGGAGUCAGCAUUCUGUUCCAUGUCGCCCAAGAUUGUUAACGAAUAUCCCGUGUUCGAAGUAUCCUUUUGCAUAUUCUUUGUCAUUCCGAUGAUACUCAUUAUUUUGCUCUACGGACGAAUGGGAGCCAAGAUUCGAUCUCGAACGAACCAAAAAUUGGGUGUUCAACCAGGCACCAACAACAGGGAAACGAGAAACUCCCAAAUGAGAAAGAAGACGGUUAUUCGCAUGUUGGCCGCUGUGGUGAUCACGUUUUUCGUGUGCUGGUUCCCGUUUCACCUGCAAAGACUCAUAUUCCUGUAUGCCAAGAACAUGGAGAACUAUUUGGACAUAAACGAGGCACUCUUCUCGAUUGCGGGAUUUGCAUACUACGUUUCAUGCACUGUAAACCCAAUAGUGUACAGUGUGAUGUCACGUCGCUACAGGGUUGCGUUCAGGGAACUCCUCUGCGGAAAAGCCGUGGGCGCCUAUUACAACAGUGGAUUCGCGAGGGAUCACUCCAGUUUCCGGGAGAGCUCCGCCUACGACCGCGUUCAUUCUGUUCACGUCAGAGCCAGCCGGCACCCAAAUAAGUUCGAAACGGACUCCCCAUCUGCGAAUAGGGUGCUGAUAAAGAAAACCUACAGUCUCCCGCUACCAAAAAAUGCGGACUCCACGGUCCUGAGCACCACGGACAUUGUCAUCGUUCUGGAAAACAGCCACAAAGUUUGCGAGGAGCCCAAAGUUGAGAACGAUAUUUGGAUCGAGAACGAGGAGACUUGUAUUUAAGCACUAGGCCAUUUCAACAUUUGUAGUUUAAGCCAAAGACGUCGAGCACAACCUUUUGUAGAACUAAUUUAAGAGCUAAGGAUUGUGUAUUGGGGAUUUAGUGACAUGACUGGGAGUCUGUCUAAAUUCAAAUGUGUCUGCACAGAGGAGAUUUAAUUAUUUCCACCACAUCUCAUAAUAUUACUAAAUAAACCAACUGAGUUUUAUUGCUA